Messenger RNA from Lymnaea stagnalis (great pond snail), 1649 nucleotides. NCBI's taxonomy places the organism in Eukaryota, Metazoa, Mollusca, Gastropoda, Lymnaeidae. The record is from the annotation of a GenBank genome assembly.
CAGGGAUUUAACGACACCAUCAACAUUAGUCUUCUAUGUCUGUCGGUGUCAGACUUGGGAAGUCUGCUGUUGCUAAUCGUCCAGGGGAUAUUUCUGAGUCCUCUCUUCGUCGACUCGGACAUACCGAUAGCUGGAGAGGAAGUGCACUUCUUAUUUGGAGGUAAGGCAACGUAUUGUCGGAGCUUAAAUAAGGAUAUUUCUGUUCUUGCGAAUUAUGAUAAGAUAAGGUAAGAUAAGAUGAUAAGAUAAGAUACGAUUAUUAAUAGAACCAAAAAAACAAAAAAAAAGAAAGGAAAUGUUUUUUGUUUUUUUUUAUUACACGCUACGUAUUAAUUGUAUGCACAUAAAUAUGUACAUAUUUGUAACCAAGACAUUAUAUUACAAUUAUAACAAUUUAAACACAAGACACCUAAGGUAUUCCUCUAGCAUAGAAUUCGGCCCUCAUUGAACAACCUUUAGCGCCAAUAAUGACUGAAUUGGGGAUCAUUUAGAUUGAGUAAACGCCACGGGAGCACGCUGGUAAAUUGGCAUAGGCCGGUGCAGCGACAGAAUUUUUAAAUCUUUCGGUAUUAACUGUAAGAGAAAGAAUCCAAAUAGCACUGGUCUAAUGGGACCCGGGUCCGAAUAGCGGUGAUGCGUUUCAGGUUCCAUUUUGACUAAAGGCGCUUCGGAUGUCAUUUGUGGUAGUUUAUUUUAGUUAAACUUAAGAGGUAAGUUUACAAACAUAUAGUCCAUUCAAUUAUCUUUCAUUUGAUACCAAAAGUCUUACAAACCCUACAAUAAUUUUGAAAUAUUUUUUUAAUAAACCCAAAUUCUCACGUCUCGGACCCGGGUCCGAAUAGCCGCAGCCUACUUGUAAUAUAGUUAACGUAGAAUAUACUUAUAAUAAAGCUUUAACAUACUAUAAUAUACUUAUAUUUUUCUAAAAUAUGGAAUUGAUGACAACUUUUCUAAAUUUUUCGCACCAAUUUUUAAAUACAUAUCAUUUUCCAGCAAUCCCCCAUGGGAUGUGCGUGCGGUACGCCUGGUGGAUCACCACGUUCAUCACCUUCGAGAGGUGCCUGUGCAUCGCCAUGCCGCUCAGGAUCAGACGCAUCGUCACCCCGGCGACCACGGUGGCCGUCAUGGCCCUCAUCGUGCUGGUCAACUCCGCGGGCAUGUCCCUGCUCUUCGCCAGCUACACACUGGACCGGAGGUUCUCAGAGGCGAGGAACGGAACGCUCUUGGGACUGGGCUACCCAAGCUACUGCGCGGUCCUCAUCUACGUCAACUCCCAGUUCAACACGGUCACUCAGUUCCUCGCGUUCUUCAUCAACAUCAUCUGCGCGGCGGUCAUCUCGGCGAUGCUGAAGAAAAAAUCGAGAUGGCGUCUGAAAACGUCCAACGUGCCUCGGGCCGGUUCCGGCGGUGAGCUGAGCACCAGAGACAAGAAGCUGGUCAAGAUGGUGGCGCUGAUAUCGUUCAUAUUUAUCAUCUGUCUGAUGCCGAGCUGCUUCAACUUCAUGAUGGAGUUUUUCUACGGGCACGUUUACAGCUUUUCGGGCCCGGAGAGAAAUCUUUACUACAUUGUUUGGUCCUGGAUGCUGACGCUAGAGGCUUUCAACAGUUCGGUCAACAUCUUUGUGUAUUACAGCAUGAGCAGUAAAUUU